AGUCAGUAGACAAUGCUGGCUGCUGGCUGACGGAGUGUACUGUGGCCCCGUUGAUUUCACUCUCAGCAAUGACUCCAAGAAGACCAUAGCAGAGUACCAGGAUGGCCAAGGAAAUCCAUCUCAAAUACCCAGAGAUCCUCCAUGCCGCUUACCCCUUCUUCCUCUCCCUCAAGUUUGUGGGUGCUGGUGGCUCUCUCCUGGAUUGGAGCAGUUUUCGUGGAUCUAUUUACCUGAGAACAACUUGUCAACAAUUCCUGUGGAUGUCGUCAUCAGCAAGGUCAGUGUUAGAUACCAACUUGCUGCUCAGGUGUCUGUUGUACCUGCUGGUUGGCAUCUCCACUUUGUCUCUCCUGGGACAGGCUUGUGUCACCCUGACCUUACCUCUACCUAUACAUCUACCACUGCACUACAUUUGGAAUCUGGUUGAGUACAUGUACUCAGACCCAAGCCUGAUGUGCUUGGUGGUGUAUCCUGAAAAUUUGGAGAUCCAGGAGAACUCUGUCACCAAGGACGUGCAAAUGAAUGUCAUUGGGUGGCUGAUGGCAGCUCCUCAAGUGAACCCAGAGAUCACUGGGCUAAAGUACAGCAAGAUGAGUGCCUUGGAGAAGCUGUGCCUUGAGUUGAAGGCUGCAGUCACCAUCAGAAAAGAGCAAAGCUGCAACAAGUCAUCCAAGUACUUUGUCAAGAAGGUUUAUGUUGAAGGCAACCUCCUGCACUGCUCUCAGGAGAACAGUGGGACUCAUGACCGCCUCCAAGACCCACAGAGGAUUGGAAGGCAUAAAUUCAAUCUUGGAUAACUAGACAUUUAAAACUGGUGACUCCACUUGUCAGAUUGUAGGUGGGAAAGUUUUAGGGUUGAUUGAUGGGAACAUUGUUGAUCUAAAUUUUUUUUUUGGUAAAGUACUGUAAAUCACUUGCAUGUGAAGUUUCAAAUGGAUGAAAUAGCAUGAAUGGUAUUGUAGUUGAAUUGUUCUUUGUAGCUGGAAAAAAAAAUUAGGGUCAAUUGAUGGGAAAACUAUUGUUCAAAAUCCUUUUAUUGUAAACUAGAUCAUGUACAUAGUUGUGAAAUUUUUUUUGGAAAUGAAAUAGCAUGAAUGAUGAUGAUGUUUGUGUUGUACUAUGGGUAAACCAUUGGAAAAAAUGUAGUAGUUAUGAACAAAAUUGGAUUAACUAAACAUCACUGAGGUUUGUAGUUGUGAAAUUUUGGUGUAAAUUAAUGUAAACAAUGAAAUACUUAAUCAUUAAAGUUUUAAUCUUAUAUUAGGAGUCAUUGGAAAUUAGCUAAAAUAAACACCCUUAUAUCAUCUUAACCAUAUAAUGACUAACCAACUUUCCUCUCAAAUCAUAGCAUAGUUUUAACACAAGUAAACAGUGCACAGCUUUGCCAAAUGUUGUCAUAAAUCUGUGUUGGAAAUAUAGUCUUCAUCAAGCAUUA
This is a messenger RNA of Scylla paramamosain (green mud crab), 1435 nucleotides long. RefSeq lists its product as uncharacterized. The record is from RefSeq and is a predicted model, not a curated record. The transcript has 6 exons. NCBI's taxonomy places the organism in Eukaryota, Metazoa, Arthropoda, Malacostraca, Decapoda, Portunidae. The coding region runs from base 102 to 797 and encodes 231 amino acids.